Messenger RNA from Cimex lectularius (bed bug), 1179 nucleotides. It is a transcript of the gene dbe, whose product is annotated as KRR1 small subunit processome component homolog. Gene Ontology annotation, molecular function: RNA binding. Gene Ontology annotation, cellular component: nucleolus; small-subunit processome. Lineage: Eukaryota; Metazoa; Arthropoda; Insecta; Hemiptera; Cimicidae. The transcript is spliced from 2 exons. The record is from RefSeq and is a predicted model, not a curated record. Bases 96 to 1094 code for a protein of 332 amino acids.
AGCACGUUGUGUUGAGAUGAGGUUCUGAAUCAGUGUCAGGUUAUCCUCAUGUAUUCGUCUUCUAUUUUGUGAACUUUCGCUUCUCUCUCUUAAAGAUGAGUGAGGAAAAGAUGACAGAGGUUGUGGACGACGCGUGGUCGUUGAAAAUCCCCGAGUUUAAACCCGAAGACAUGCCUCAGUCACUUUUAGAAGAGAGUUCGUUUUCCACCCUCUUCCCGCAGUACAGGGAACAGUACAUCAAAGAAUGCUGGCCUCUGGUUGUCAAGAUUCUAGACGGCCACUUCAUCAAAGCCCAGCUCGACCUGCGCGAAGGUACGAUGACUGUGAAGACAACGAGGAAAACUUGGGACCCUUACAUCAUCGUCAAAGCGAGGGACAUGAUCAAGCUACUGUCUAGAAGCGUCCCUCUCGAACACGCCCAGAAGGUCCUCCAGGACGAGAUCGGCUGCGACAUCAUCAAAAUAGGUUCGAUGCUGCACAACAAAGAAAAAUUCCUGAAGCGGAGGCAGAGGCUGAUCGGACCAGCAGGGUGCACGCUUAAGUCCACCGAACUGCUCACCAACUGCUACCUGCAGGUCCAAGGGCAGACAGUCGCAGUCAUAGGGCCAUACAAAGGAAUUAUUCAAGUACGACGAUUGGUAGAAGAUACGAUGAAAAACAUCCAUCCAAUUUACAACAUAAAGGCGCUUAUGAUUAAAAGGGAACUUCUGAAAGAUCCAAAGCUCAGGAAUGAGAAUUGGGCCCGGUUCCUUCCCAAGUACACGAACAAAAAGGUCAACAAGAAGAAGCCCAAGAAGAAGCUCAAGAAGAAGGAAUACACGCCAUUCCCGCCUCCUCAGCAGGAACGGGACGUGGACAAGCUGCUCGCUUCAGGCGAAUAUUUCCUCAAAGAGGAACAAAGGGUCAGAAAGCGCAGGCAGGAAGUCCUCAAGAAGCAAGAGGAGGCUGAACUGCAGAGACAAGAGAGGAGGAAACAGCCUUUCAUACCUCCGGUCGAAUCGACGACAGCCCCGUCUACAUCCAAGUCAGAAGAUGUUGACAUCGAAGCACUUAAGAAGAAAAUUAAUAAACAUAAAAAGGAAAAGAAAAUAUAAUUUUGUUUAAUGUAUUAUAAAUCCCUGCUGUGUACGCACAGCUGUACAUAUUAUUUUAUUUGUAAUAAAGAAUUGUUUUAGAAUA